Molecule: messenger RNA, 415 nt
Organism: Pocillopora verrucosa
Lineage: Eukaryota; Metazoa; Cnidaria; Anthozoa; Scleractinia; Pocilloporidae
Source: RefSeq, a predicted model, not a curated record
UAAUUGCAUUUGUUUGGAAACUCACUACUUGGAAACAAAACCCCAGGAGUUUCGUCUUCAACAGGGAUUCAAGAUUAUAACAAAGAAGAAAAUGCCACUGUUUUUCAUAUUGCUGCUGUGUUUGCUCAGCGUCUCCGUAGCCAAAGAAGAAAAAGAGUGCGACAUUUGGCCUAAAGGGAAUUCAACAGCUGUCGAAAUAAUUAACCAAGGCUGCACUAGUGUUGUAUCGACGUCAUGUAACAACGCAACAGACCAUGUAACUAGCGUGCGUCUUUCCAAUAACAAAAUCGAAGGCUUAAAUGCAACCAUGUUUGCUUGUUUUGAGAACCUCAAAGAACUAGUUCUCGACGGAAACCUCAUCUCUGACAUUCCUCCAGGAGCAUUUUCUGGUAAUGCCGCUUUAGAAGACUUGUAA